AUCCUUCUCCCAUAGUUCCAUUUCACGUUGUCUCUCUCACUCCCUUCACUGCUUCUCCUUCCAUUAAAGUCAAACACUUCAACCUUUGUAUCUCCCUCCGCCGUCCGCUCCAUUUCCGCUUCUAGGGAUUGUGCUCUCUCAUAAAUUUUAGACCAAAAGAAUGGCUUCAUUUGUUUCCACCGAUUGUUUCCUUCCUGCACUUAAGUCUCACCUUGGAUUUGUGCAUCAUGAUGGUUCUUGUGGUACUAAUAACAUCUUGCAUCUUCAAAAAGCUCUUAAAAGCACGAACUCUCUGUCGUUUUUGCACUCUGCGCGAGAAAUUAAGCCACAUGUUCAGAGCAAGGGUCGGCUGUCUUUUUCACAAACAGCUGCUGUGCGGCAUCUGACAGGUUCUGUUACUAGAACCCAGGGACUUCGUUUCGCCGUGGUUGUUGCACGGUUUAAUGAAAUUGUCACCAGGCCACUCUUGGAGGGAGCUUUGGGUACUUUCAGGAAUUACUCAGUUCAAGAUGAGGACAUUGAUGUUGUGUGGGUUCCUGGUUGUUUUGAAAUUGGCGCAGUUGCAACAAGGCUUGGCAAAUCAGGCAAAUAUCAUGCAAUCGUAUGCAUAGGAGCUGUGGUACGAGGAGAUACAACUCACUAUGAUUCAGUUGCUAAUUCAGCAGCAUCUGGAGUGCUUUCAGCUGGUCUAGACUCGGGUGUUCCAUGCAUAUUUGGAGUCCUAACAUGUGAAAACAUGGAUCAGGCUAUAAAUCGAGCUGGUGGGAAAUCUGGGAAUAAGGGUGCUGAGGCUGCAUUGACUGCUAUUGAGAUGGCAUCUUUGUUCGAGCAUCAUCUGAAGUAAUCAUGUCAUGUUGGAAUGAUCGGCUAAUCUCUAUUUUCAUCUCCAGAAUGCUUACGUUCUUGUUCAAAUGUAUUCAUAUCUUCUCAAACUACUGCUGGUUACAAAUAAACAGUUAGCGUUUUUUCCUUAUUAAUUUAUGUGUUUGUAUGGGCCAUGUUGUGUGGUGUUUAGGGAUGGGAUAAAUUUUAUGUACGUGCUGUUGGAGAAUAAUAACAUUUUUAGAAUAUCAUUUCUUUGUUUUUUGUUGCUCAAAUUCGUCUAUUGUAUUUGAGUUUUUGGUCAUUUUGUUAUUAAAAUUCCUAUUCACGAAUAA
Molecule: messenger RNA, 1157 nt
Organism: Cicer arietinum (chickpea)
Lineage: Eukaryota; Viridiplantae; Streptophyta; Magnoliopsida; Fabales; Fabaceae
Product: 6,7-dimethyl-8-ribityllumazine synthase, chloroplastic
Biological process (GO): riboflavin biosynthetic process
Cellular component (GO): riboflavin synthase complex; intracellular anatomical structure
Molecular function (GO): 6,7-dimethyl-8-ribityllumazine synthase activity
Source: RefSeq, a predicted model, not a curated record